ACCCCUCAAAUUACUCUCUACUCAGCUACCAUCACACCCCCCUCUCUCUCUCUCCACCCCAACCCAAAUCAACCCUCACCAAAACCAACUCUCUCUCUCUCUCUCCUCAUCCCAAAUCAACUCCAGUGCAACCAACUCCAAUUCACUUUCUUAAUUUUAGCGAAAACUUAUAUGGGCACCACGAUUAUUGGUGGAGCUUUGAUUUUACAGAGGCAUAACUGUCUGUGAUAUUCUCGUCCUCCAUGACAGAUUGUGAUUGAUGAAUGAAGGAAUUCUUUGACGGCUACCACGCACAUAAUAACUGUGGUGAUUGGGGCUGGGGUUUUGGCUCUAGCGGAUGCCAUGGCGCAGCUAGGGUGGAUAGCUGGUAUAGCGACUAUGAUAGCCUUCCAGUCAUCUCCACUUUCACUUACAAUCUUGUAGCAGAUUGCUAUAGAUUUCAGACCCAGUUACUGGCAAGAGAAAUUACACUUACAUGCAAGCUGUCAAGGCAUACUUAGGUAUUUACCCUUAUCUCAUUUAAUGAGCAAGAUAAAAAUUUGAACCCAUCUUGCAAAAGGAGAAAUUGGGCUGAACCCAAGCACUCCAAGCCCAGCUCAAAUUCAGGGUCCUCUUCCCUUCCAUCACAAUCCAGACACAGAAGGCCAACAAUCUCAUUUCUCCUCUCUCCCUCUCAACUAAGUGCGGGGCUGCUGUCAAAAGAACCACCGUCGGCGAGCCAAGCACCACCGUCUGGCUCCAGUGGCUCCUUCUCCACCUUCCCUCAGUUCCGUUCGCACCGUCCGUUGCAGAAUCCAAUGCUAGCUGCGGCAACCCGUCGCUAUCUCGUGCUCCAUCGUAAUUCCCUGGAAACGCCACCGCCACCUGCUUCUUCGUCGUUCGAGCCUCCUCUUCGAGAUCCCAAGGGAAGACCGCCGCAAGGAGUGGAGCUGGUCUUGCCAAGAUCGGAGAAACGCGCCGGAACCCUCCGCCACACCUUCGAGGAUCUCCGGUGCCGGUCGCUGCUGCCAUUCCGUCAACCCAGGGCGUCGCGAGCAUCUGCUCCCCCUUCACGGAGGUGCCGUCCUCGGCGCCGCUACCUGUUGUCAGAUAUGCCGCUGCUUCGUCCUCGACCGGAUUUGUUCCCCGCCACGGACGACCACCGGCAUCCAAAGAUUGCGUUCCGGCAUACAGUGUCCGUAAAACUUGGUUGGCUAUUUGAUGAUGGUAUGAAUUUGAGCUUUUCAUCCAAAAGUCGUAACCUUUUGGCUCGAGCUUUUCAUGCUGGUAAGCGUUUCUUAAACCCAGAUUCUGGAGAUAUUGUUUUCAAAGCUAUUUGUGUUAAUUUAAAGCAUAAGAGAUGGAGUGUAUUGGAGCGAUUAUCACCCAAGCUCACCAGCUCCUUGGUGAGCCAAGUUGUUUGCGAGUUCCAAAACUCGCCACAGUUGGCUUUAGAUUUUUAUAACUGGGUUGGAGGGUUGUUCCCUCAUUCAUUAGAUUCCUGUUGCACUUUGGUUCAUGUGCUAGUGAAGUCAAGAAAAUUUCAUGAGGCCCUGUUUCUGCUGAGAAACUUGAUUACUCAAGACGGUACUUCUCCAUUGGUGGUGUUGGAAGUAUUGAUAGAGAGUUAUCGAAAAUGUUGCUCUAGUAUUGCGGCUUUUGAUUCAUUGGUGAGGGCUUGUACUCAGGUUGGGGCUACUGAAGGUGCUUAUGAUGUCAUCUAUAGUUUAAGGAGUCGGGGUUGUUUCAUUACUAUUCAUGCUUGGAAUAAUUUCCUAAAUCACUUGUUGCAAUUGAAUGAAAUCGAUAGAUUUUGGAAUUUGUAUAGAGGAAUGGGUUCUUUUGGUUACAUGGAAAAUGUGAAUACUUUUAAUUUGGUUAUCUAUGCUCUGUGUAAGGAAUUCCGACUAGUGGAAGCUAUUUCAGUUUUAUAUAGGAUGAUGAAGGGUGGAAUUUUCCCCAAUAUAGUCUCGUUUAACAUAAUCAUAGACGCGGGGUGGAAGAUUGGCAAAUUGGGUCUUUCCUUGAAACUCUUUAAAAGGAUGACCAUGAUAUCAGGGGAUUUUGUUUGGCCCAAUUCUGUUACGUACAACUGCAUAAUCAACGGGUUUUGCAAGACUGGAAAAUUAUUACUUGCAGAAGAAAUGCUUCAUAAAAUGGCCAAGGCUGGUAAAGAGCCGAGUGUUCGUACAUAUGCUACUUUGAUAGAUGGGUAUGCUAGGUGGGGAAGUCUGGAGGAGGCACUGAGGUUCUGUGAUGUAAUGGUGGAAAGGGGAUUGGUCCCUAAUAACGUUGUUUAUAAUUCGAUUUUAUAUUGGCUUUAUCGUGAAGGAGGGAUUGAGGAAGCUUCUAUGCUACUAUCUGACAUGAUUGAUAAGCAUAUAUGGCCUGAUCAAUACUCAUAUGCAAUUCUUACCAAAGGCUUUUGUAGAAAUGGAAAUCUGACUGAAGCUCCUAAGUUUCAUAGCCAGAUUUUAGAACAUAACCUAAUACAUGAUUCUUUUUCUCACAACAUACUUCUUAAUUAUAUAUGCAAAAGGAAAAACAUGGCAGGAGCUAAGCAAUUAUUGGGCAACAUGAUUACUCGUGGCCUUGCUUUUGAUGUUUAUACAUACGGAACUAUGAUUGAUGGAUACUGUAAACUAGGUAACACAAACGACGCGCUCCAAGUUUUUGAUUGGAUGAUAAAGAUGGAUGAGAAGCCCAACUUGACAAUAUACAAUUCUGUCAUUAAUGGUCUGUGUAAAAUGGCCUCAACAGAUGCUGCAGAAUACAUAGUUGAUGAAUUACGAAAGAGAAGAUUAUUUGAUGCAACGACCUUUAAUACCUUGAUUAGUGGAUAUUGCACUAGUGGACAAAUUGAUAAAGUGUUUAAUUUGACGAUGGAAAUGAAAAGGUUGGGAAUUUCUGCAAAUAGAGUCACAUAUAAUACACUGAUAAACCUUCUUUGCAAGUGUGGUUGCGAGGAAGAAGCAAAAGAAUUGAUGAAGAUGAUGAUUGUCCAGGGUAUUUGUCCUGAUUUUGUAACGUACACUACACUUGUUACUCACUUCAUCAAGAAAUGUAGUCCUAAUGAGGUGAUUGCAUUGCAUGACUACAUGAUUCUAAAAGGAGUUGUCCCUGACCAGAAAACAUAUGAUAUCAUUGUAACACCACUUCUAAAAGAAGAAGGAUGAAAGAAAAAGUCAUAAUACGAUAUGUAUAGUAUUCUAAAAGGUUGUCUGGUCUCAGUUUAUCACUUUUCCAUUUUUUUCUUUAAUACUGAUAGAUCAUACCAUUCAUUCUUUAGUGUACCAAUUAUAUUCCUGUCAAUUCAAAUUACUUCAUUUUAAUUUUG
Arachis stenosperma is the source of this 3316-nucleotide messenger RNA. RefSeq names its product pentatricopeptide repeat-containing protein At1g11710, mitochondrial-like. Bases 798 to 3155 code for a protein of 785 amino acids. NCBI's taxonomy places the organism in Eukaryota, Viridiplantae, Streptophyta, Magnoliopsida, Fabales, Fabaceae. The transcript has 3 exons. Gene Ontology annotation, molecular function: protein binding. The record is from RefSeq and is a predicted model, not a curated record.